CUUCGAUGCCAUCGUUCCGGACAGGCGACUUUCAUUCCGCUCGAGACGAUCCAGGUGAAGGCCUUCAACUCCAACCUCAAGGGUGUGCACCGUGGAAUGCGUCCUGCAAUCGAGACAGUAGACUACGAAGACUCUGUUUCCCGCGCUAUCAUCUAUGCUUGCGGAAACGCCGUGGUUUGCGAUGACCUCGCGACAGCUAAGUACCUCUGCUACGAAAGAAACCUGGAUGCCAAGACAGUCACUCUCGAUGGCACAGUAAUUCACAAGGGUGGUCUGAUGACUGGUGGUCGCGGUCCUCAGCAAAGCUCCAAGCGCUGGGAGGACUCGGAAGUGGAGAACCUUCACAAGCUCAAGGACAAGCUCAUGGCAGACCUUUCCAACCUGCCCAAGGGCCACCGCAGGGGUACCGAAGAGGAGACUCUGCAAGGCGAAUUGGUUGGUCUUGAACAGCGUCUCGCUUAUGCUCGCGAUGAACUGAAGGCCUUGGGGAAGAAUCUCAAGAGCAAGCACAGCGAGUUUGACUUCGUCAAGCGCCAGCUCGAAGACCUUCGGCCGAAGUACGCGGAGCGAAAGGAAACGCUGGACGAACUGGAUCAGUCGAUCACAGAGACGCAAGAUUCGGUCAGCGGUGUCGAGGAUGACAUCUACCGCAAGUUCUGCAAGCGCCUGGGCUACGAUAACAUCCGUGAAUACGAAGCACAACAAGGUUCGCUGCAGGAAGAGGCUUCUCAGAAGAAACUCGAGUUCACAACACAAAAGAGCCGAAUCGAGAACCAGCUCAGCUUCGAGAAGCAGCGUCUGCAAGCUACAGUUGACCGUAUCAGCGGUCUCGAAGCACAGCACCAGCGUGACGAGGGCCUGAUCGAGGAACUCAAGGCCGAACAGCAAAAUAUCCGCAACCAGCUCGAUGAAUUCGAGGCUGAGCUUGAGAUCCUCCGCGAACGUCUGGGAGAGCAAAAAGAGGUGUAUGGACAAUCGGCAGAGAACCUUAACCAGCAACGACGGGAACUCCAGAAGCGCAGCAAGAACGUCGAAGGGUCCUUGAAGAAUAUUAGCGGUCUAGAGGCUGAGGUGCAACGGAAUUCGUCAAGCCGUUACACUCUUCUCCGGCGUUGCAAGCUUGAAGAUAUCGACAUUCCUCUGGCUGAGAGCUCCAACUCACUCGACCAUCUUCCCAUUGAUGAACUCGUCCAGACGGCUGAUCCGGAUGCCAUGGACGUUGACGAGGAUGCCACUGGCAGUGGUCAGGCUAUCGUGCAAGACUACGGUGUUGAAGUUGACUUUGACUCUCUAGGAGACUCCCUCAAGGAGGAAUCCGAUGAGAAGCUCGAAGAGGAGCUGCUGGAGAAGGUCAGGACACUUAACAGCGACCUCGAUAAGAUGGCACCGAACACCCGCGCAAUGGAGCGUCUCGAGAGCGUCGAGAACAAACUUCGGGGUACUGAAAAGGAUUUUGAAGAUUCUCGGAAACACUCGCGCAAGGCGAAGGAUGACUUCGAAGAGGUUAUGCGCAAGCGUUCAGAUCUGUUCAACAAAGCCUUUACGCAUAUUUCUGAGCAGAUCGGCCCUAUCUACCGGGAGUUGACGCGGAGUUCCAAUUACCCGUUGGGUGGACAAGCGUAAGUCGCCCAUUAUCUUCACCUCUCACGAAGAAACGUCUAAUAAUGAUAUAGGUACCUGGACAUCGAAGACUCCGACGAGCCCUACCUCGACGGUAUCAAAUACCACGCCAUGCCACCCCUCAAACGAUUCCGCGACAUGGAGCACCUCUCCGGAGGCGAAAAGACAAUGGCCGCUCUCGCCCUACUCUUCGCAAUCCACUCCUACCAGCCAUCCCCCUUCUUCGUGCUUGAUGAAGUCGACGCUGCUCUGGACAACACCAACGUCGCCCGUAUCGCGAACUACAUCCACGACCACGCUGCGCCUGGUAUGCAGUUCAUCGUGAUUAGUU
This is a messenger RNA of Aspergillus glaucus CBS 516.65, 1951 nucleotides long. RefSeq lists its product as uncharacterized. The transcript has 3 exons. NCBI's taxonomy places the organism in Eukaryota, Fungi, Ascomycota, Eurotiomycetes, Eurotiales, Aspergillaceae. The record is from RefSeq and is a predicted model, not a curated record. Gene Ontology annotation, biological process: sister chromatid cohesion. Gene Ontology annotation, cellular component: chromosome; nucleus; cohesin complex. Gene Ontology annotation, molecular function: DNA binding; ATP binding; protein binding. The coding region runs from base 97 to 1623 and encodes 508 amino acids.